AGGCACGCAAAGUGUCCAUACCGAUUAUAUACUUCCUUCCUCUCGAUAUUCAUACAUCGAUGGCGAUGAUCGCGCUCUGGAUGCGCUCGCUGCGAGCGUAUACGCUCGGAUUAAGUUGAAUCUGAUCCGGUGGAUCGUAUUAGUGAACGAUAGUCAACUCGAGUGGUCGGGUGAUAUCGCCACCGGCGGCGGCAAACGUUGUUCUCUGUUGUAAAGGUUGAUGAGAAGCGGUGUGUGCCGAACAACACGCGACAUGGGUGGUGAUAAUAAUGGGCAGACGAGCAGAUAUCGACGCGGAGGUAGAUGCUCCUAUUAGCGAGCUUGAAGUGCUCGUCGCAUCGGAGGAGCGGGAGAGCGAAAGGGAUAUAUGCGGCAAGAGAUCUACGACGACGGGGAUGGAGUCACGGCAUCCGCGCAGGAAUCGCCUGCGUAACGUCGUUGGAAUAUGUCUCUUCCUCGCGCUGACUGGAAUUGUUUACCUGGGCUACUUUUGUCCGGAUCACGUGUGCGCUCUGACCAACCGUGAGAUCAAGGAGUCUGUCAGAUUAUCCGAGAGCCUAGCCGUCGCUGUCGUACCACCCGCUUCUGGCUCUGCCACAUUGUCUUCCGUGUCCAUCGAGUUUGACAGGAAUGGCCUGCUCUCGGUGCAUCCUGCCUUCAAGCUGCAGAACAACAUACAGGGCAGCUUAGGCUAUGACGAUGUCUUUGCCAACGACACUUUUCAGUUUGAUAUCAACGCGCACGAUGUUAUGGUUUUUCUGCAUAUACAAAAGACUGGUGGUACACUAUUUGGAAAACAUCUAGUGCGGGACUUAGAAUUGCAGAGAUCAUGCUCCUGUCAACGACGACGUAAGCGUUGUUUUUGUUUCCGUCCAAACCGUAAUGAAAAUUGGUUAUUCUCACGAUAUUCUACGGGCUGGAAAUGUGGGCUACAUGCAGAUUGGACUGAAUUGACGAAUUGUGUAGACACAGAACUGAAUAAAAUUGAAGGAGAAGGUAUUAAACGCCGUUACUUUUAUAUAACUAUCAUAAGAGAUCCUGUUGCAAGAUAUCUCUCCGAGUUCAGACAUGUGCAGAGAGGUGCUACAUGGAGAGGUGCUCGUCAUUGGUGUGGAGGUACUCAAGCAGAUAUACCCCAGUGUUAUGAUGGCCCCAAUUGGAAAGGUGUUACCCUAGAAGAGUUUAUGGAGUGUCCUUAUAAUUUGGCGAGAAAUCGUCAAACUAGAAUGCUGGCAGACUUAUCAAUAGUUGGCUGUUACAAUUCUACUCUCAGCAAAGCUGAUAGAGAUCGUCUGAUGUUAGCCAGUGCUAAACAUAACUUGCAAUUCAUGCCUUUCUUCAUGCUGACUGAGUAUCAAAAGGUGGGACAGUAUACCUUCGAAGAAACAUUUAAAAUGCGAUUUGCAGUCGCAUUUGAGCAACAUAAUGCUACACUUAGCGCAGCUACUAUGGCAACUCUCAGCAUGAAACAAUUAGAUGCCAUACGUAGACUUAAUAGCCUGGACUUGGAACUCUACGAGUUUGCAAAGAAUCUCGCUUUUCAAAGAUUUAAACGGCUUAGAGACCGUGAUCCACAUUUUGUACAACGAUUUCAACAUCUUGGUGAAUUACCAUCGAGACAAAGUGCCACAGAAUUUAAUUGGGAUUCUGUCAUUGAAGAUACCACGGAUAACGAAUAACAGUGUGAGUAUAUUAAGCAAUUGGCGUUUCGCAUUUGACGCUAAGCGUUAUUUUGGAUCUGAACAUCUCAGGGAUGUGUCCUUGAAACGGAAUACUUUAUGUAUAAAUCGGUAUACACUUAUUUGCGUAAAAUUUACCAAAA
Molecule: messenger RNA, 1822 nt
Organism: Pogonomyrmex barbatus (red harvester ant)
Lineage: Eukaryota; Metazoa; Arthropoda; Insecta; Hymenoptera; Formicidae
Gene: Hs6st
Product: heparan sulfate 6-O-sulfotransferase
Cellular component (GO): membrane
Molecular function (GO): heparan sulfate 6-sulfotransferase activity
Source: RefSeq, a predicted model, not a curated record